AUGUAUCGCCGAUUGCGGGCCUGGGUGAAGGUGAAAAGCGACGUGGCCGUCAGCCUGAGCCGCCGUCUCCAUGAUCCAGAAGCGCGUACGGAUGGAUCGGCGCAGCGCUUCAUCCCCUUCGAGCACAUGGGCGGCGGGCUGUCGUUCGGGUUGAGCGGGUUGACGAUCAACAAUCAUUGCCUCUACCUCACGCUCGGCCAUUUCUUCACCGGAAGGGCAAUCCUCGCCUUCCGAAAGGGAAAGGGCAAAGAUGGGCAUGCCUAUUCUCACCUGAUCGCUCUGCUGUUCGUCUACAUGGCCUACCGAGCUCUGGAACAGACAAAUAACCUCGCCGGGAUGAGCGGCACGCUGAUGAUGUACCUCCAGGGUACUUAUGCGCUACAACUUUUCGCCUCCGCUGCCAUCAUUUACCUUCCCGGCAUCCCCCGAUCUCUCAUCCACCAAUUCAUCCCGCUUCACAAACUUGGCGGCACGGCCGUUUGGCUUCUACACUCGAUUCAGGUCCUGUACACGCACUACAUUCACGGCGGACAUGUCGGAAAUCUGGGCUGCUGGCUGACGUGCGGCCACCUCUACGAGUACACCUACCACGGUACGCUCGUCGCCACCGCUAUCGCCUCCUUCGCCGUCCUCUACACGAUCACCGCCAAGCGACGAUACAAUACGCACAGUGAU
Mesorhabditis spiculigera is the source of this 675-nucleotide messenger RNA. The record is from the annotation of a GenBank genome assembly. Lineage: Eukaryota; Metazoa; Nematoda; Chromadorea; Rhabditida; Rhabditidae.